AUGACAAUGAUCCCGGGCAACGGAGGAGUGGCUUCUUCAUCCAGUCAGAUUUUAGAGCCUGCACUUAACGUGUCUCCAGCGGUGGGGAAGGUGGAGCCAGUUGCCACGGCGACUAAAGAGCAUCACAGUGGUUGGCUGGAGGAUCUGGAUGAGGAGGCAGAUGAGGAAGAUUUCCACCUGCUCUACAACAGUUACUCUGGAGACGAUCUGAUUUACUCUGACAGCAAGUCAGAUGAUGGGAUGGUAGAGACGCUGGAGGCGGAGCAUCUGUCUGAUCAUAGCUCUGACUCCGAUCGGCCCCUCGCUGCUUAUAAGAAAACAUCUGCAGAGAGAGACGAGUCGACAUGGAAACGUCAGGGGAAGGGUAAAGGGAGAGACAGACCCCCCGCUGGAGGGCUGGAGACAGAUAAAGGUGUGGAAUCUGCAGUCACAGUGGGCAGCACUGACUACACUGAGGUUCCUCUGGACUCACUGGACAUUUCUGCAGCGGACAGCCUCUCUCUGUCUCCACACGCAGAUGGCAGUGAUGCAGAAACCGAGCGUCUGGAGGAGCUUCCUCUGUGCAGCUGCAGGAUGGAGGCGCCGCGUGUGGACGGAUUCAGCGCUCGCUCCAACAGAACCUGCAUGGCCAUAGAGAGCAUCAACGGAGAGUUGGUGGGCUGCACCAAUGUGAUCGUGAAGGGGGAGACAAUGCGUCCGUCCAGCCGUGUGUCUCUAAUGGUGUUGUGUGAGACGCACCGUUCACACAUGGUGAAACAUCACUGCUGUCCGGGCUGUGGAUACUUCUGUCUCUCUGGAACGUUUCUUGAAUGUUGUCCAGACGUUCACAUUGCUCACCGCUUCCACCGGGGCUGUGUGUCUGUGCUGGGCGGUGGGCGGAGUCGAGGAGGAGUGGGCGUCGGCCUGCUGUUCUGCCCUCACUGCGGUGAGGACGCGUCAGAGGCGCGUGAAGUCACUAUCCCUCCUGCAGCGCCCUCUUCAGGCUCGAACGUGGUCACUGCAAGUGCGUCGUCCACCACAACCACACCCUCGCUACUUCCCUCUGCGCUCGCGGCCACAUCACGAGCGCUAAACCACGAGAAGAAGAUGGGCGAGCUGAUCAAUGCAAGGAUGCGAUGUCGUGGAGAUGUAAGAAAGGGGGCGGAGCUGCAAACUCAGCAGGCCAAUGCCACUCCAGGAGAGGAUGUGGUUGCCCUGGGCGACGGCGGGGUGGACAGUGUGGGACCGUCGCUCGUCCUGCCCAAUGGGAAGCCAGUCUGUCCCAGUGCACUUCCGCCGGGAGACAAGAGGGCGGCGCUACAGAGAGCCAUUCUCACACAGGACACUGAGAGCGGAGCCUGCGUCUAUCAUGCAGCAGGAGCUAAGGUGGACGCCCAGGAUAAGACCCUGAGGACCCCUCUGUUAGAGGCCAUAGUGAACAAUCAUGUGGAGGUGGUGAAAUACCUGAUCCAGAGCGGAGCCUGCGUCUAUCAUGCAGAAGAGGAUGGAUCUACAGGUCUUCAUCACGCUGCUAAACUGGGGAACCUGGAGGUGCUGAUGCUGUUACUGAGCACCGGACAGGUGGACUUAAACACACAGGAUAGCGGCGGUUGGACGCCCAUCAUCUGGGCGGCAGAACAUCGACAUAUAGACGUGAUCAGAGCUCUGCUCAACAGAGGAGCCGACGUCACGGUCCGAGACAAAGAGAUGAACGUUUGUCUGCACUGGGCGUCGUUCGCGGGCAGUGCUGAGAUAGUGGAGCUGGUCCUGAAUGCCGGCUGUCCUCUGUCGUCUGUUAACCUGCACGGAGACACGCCGCUGCACAUCGCUGCUCGCGAGGGCUACACCGACUGCGUCACGCUGUUUCUUUCUCGAGGCGCUGACAUCGACAUUAUGAAUAAGGAGGGCGACACGCCGCUCUCUCUCGCCCGCUGUGACACGCCCGUCUGGGUGGCGCUACAGAUUAACAGGAAGUUGCGUCGGGGAAUCUCCAAUCGUGUUGUACGGACAGAGAGGAUCAUAUGCAGUGACGUCGCUCAGGGUUACGAGAAUGUUCCCAUCCCGUGUGUUAACGGCGUGGACGAUGAAGGCUGUCCGUCUGACUACAAAUACAUCGCAGAGAACUGUGAAACAUCCACCAUGAACAUCGACCGCAACAUCACACACCUGCAGCACUGCAGCUGUACAGACGACUGUUCCUCCAGUAACUGUCUCUGCGGGCAGCUCAGCAUCCGCUGCUGGUAUGACAAGGAUCAUCGCCUCCUUCAGGAGUUUAAUAAAAUCGAGCCGCCUCUGAUCUUCGAGUGCAACAUGGCCUGUUCCUGCCAUAAAUCCUGCAAGAACCGAGUGGUUCAAGCUGGAAUUAAGGUGCGUCUGCAGCUCUACCGGACGGAGAAGAUGGGAUGGGGCGUCAGAGCGCUUCAGGACAUUCCUCAAGGAAGUUUCAUCUGCGAGUAUGUUGGCGAGCUGAUCUCUGACGCAGAAGCAGACGUGAGGGAGGACGAUUCGUACCUCUUUGAUCUGGACAACAAGGAUGGUGAAGUGUACUGUAUUGACGCGCGCUACUACGGUAACAUCAGCCGCUUUAUAAACCAUCUGUGUGACCCCAACAUCAUCCCCGUACGUGUGUUCAUGCUGCACCAGGACCUGCGCUUCCCUCGCAUCGCCUUCUUCAGCUCCAGAGACAUUUUCACCGGACAGGAGCUCGGGUGA
Messenger RNA from Sinocyclocheilus grahami, 2691 nucleotides. RefSeq names its product histone-lysine N-methyltransferase EHMT2-like. The transcript has 22 exons. Bases 1 to 2691 code for a protein of 896 amino acids. Gene Ontology annotation, cellular component: chromatin; nucleus. Gene Ontology annotation, molecular function: p53 binding; zinc ion binding; histone H3K9 methyltransferase activity. Gene Ontology annotation, biological process: peptidyl-lysine dimethylation; negative regulation of transcription by RNA polymerase II. NCBI's taxonomy places the organism in Eukaryota, Metazoa, Chordata, Actinopteri, Cypriniformes, Cyprinidae. The record is from RefSeq and is a predicted model, not a curated record.